AUGUCAUCAAAGCGCCAUCGCGUUGUUUUUAUCGCAGCUCUUACUACACUCUUUUUCUUCUACCUUCAAAGCCAAACAGGCCAAAGAACAUCAUCAUGGCUAUCACAUGUCGAAAAAGACAUUGACUGGUCGCGUUUCGCGUACACACAAUAUGUCACGAACAGCGAGUAUUUGUGUAACUCACUUAUGUUCUUUGAAUCUCUGAAGCGUCACGGAAGUCGACCCGAUCGUGUAAUGAUGGUUCCUGAAAGCAUGCUUGAGCCAGAAAUGGUCAACUCAAGUGAUGCUUAUCUGUUGAACAAAGCGCGCGACGAGUAUAACGUCAAGCUUGUUCCGAUCACCAUUCAGACCAACUGGGCAGGUGACGCUACCUGGGCAGACUCAUACACCAAGCUUCUAGCAUUUAACCAGACUAAGUACAAUCGUGUGCUGUCCAUCGACUCAGAUUCUCUCCUGCUCCAAGCAAUGGAUGAACUGUUCUUCCUUCCAGAUGCACCUGUAGCUAUGCCUCGAGCAUACUGGAUAUCCCCCGAGAAGGUCCUCUCAUCACAACUCAUGCUUAUUCAGCCCUCGGAGAUAGAGUUCUCCCGCAUUAUGAAAAGAGUGCAGUCAGUAAAGUCUGGCGAGUAUGACAUGGAAAUUGUCAACCAGCUCUAUGGCGACAGCGCCUUGAUCUUUCCUCACCGCCGCUAUGACCUACUCAGCGGCGAAUUCCGCAACGACAAGCAUGCUCACUACCUUGGUUCAGAGCUCGAGACCUGGGAUCCUGCUGCGGCGUAUAGCGAGGCUAAGUUAAUUCACUUUUCGGAUUGGCCGCUCCCAAAACCUUGGAAGCCUAUGCCUGAGGAAGAUAGACUUGCGGCACAACCAAAUUGUACACAAACGACAAGCGGGGAAGAGGAUUGUACUGCGAGAAUAAUUUGGAACUCACUGUAUACUGACUUCAGAGCGAAGAGAAAGGAAAUAUGUGAUUAUCGUGUGGAGACAAGAGAGUCUGCUGCAAGUGGAACGAUGUUGGUCUAG
This is a messenger RNA of Fusarium subglutinans, 1023 nucleotides long. Its product is annotated as GNT1 alphan-acetylglucosamine transferase. The record is from RefSeq and is a predicted model, not a curated record. NCBI's taxonomy places the organism in Eukaryota, Fungi, Ascomycota, Sordariomycetes, Hypocreales, Nectriaceae. Gene Ontology annotation, molecular function: glycosyltransferase activity. The transcript is spliced from 3 exons. Bases 1 to 1023 code for a protein of 340 amino acids.